AUGCAGUGCUACUCAGAACUGACGCCGCCGACGGCCGUCUCCCACUCCAUCGCCCUCCCUUUACUCUCGGCGCAAAGCAACAAUCUCGUCGUCGCAAAAGCUUCAGUACUCCAGAUAUUCGAGACCAAGAUCGUCACAUCCGAAGUCGACGUCCCUCAGGCCUCGAAUCUUCACUCGACUAAGCCCAAUACCCACUACGAUAGUCGAAUCAACGAUGACGAGGGACUCGAGUCCUCCUUCCUCGGCGGCGAUGCUGCCUUCCAGAAAGCCGAUCGCGCCCACAAUACCAAGCUCGUUCUCGUUGCAGAGGUCUCUGUGUCUGGAACUGUCACUGGGCUGGCGAGGAUCAAGACCAAGAACACCGUGUCAGGGGGCGAAGCGCUGCUGGUCCAGUUCAAAGACGCCAAGCUGAGUCUGCUGGAAUGGGACCCGGAGCGGCACGACCUGACCACCAUUUCGAUCCAUUACUAUGAGCAGGAGGACCUCCAAGGAAGCCCAUGGGCACCUCCGCUGAAUGACUGCGUCAACUUCCUGGCUGCUGAUCCUGGGAGCAGGUGCGCCGCCCUGAAGUUUGGCUCCAGGAACCUCGCCAUCUUGCCUUUCAAACAGGCUGAUGAGGAAGACAUUGCAAUGGAUGACUGGGAUGAGGAACUUGAUGGCCCAAGACCGGUGAAACAAGACCUGCCCUCGGCGGUUGUAAAUGGCAUUAGCAACAUAGAAGACACCCCGUAUUCACCGUCAUUUGUCCUUCGAACAUCCCGUCUCGAUCCCAACCUGAUCCAUCCUAUUGAUCUCGCCUUCCUGCACGAGUAUAGAGAGCCAACCUUUGGCAUUUUAUCCUCGAAGCUGGCUCCUUCAGCAUCAGUGGGCCGGAAGGAUCAUCUUUCCUUCAUGGUGUUCAAUCUAGACAUUCAACAAGCGUCCCACACCCCUAUCUUGUCCGUCGGUGGGCUGCCUCAAGAUCUGUUCAGGGUCAUUGCUGUGCCCGCUCCCGUUGGUGGUGCCCUCCUUGUCGGGGCCAACGAGCUGAUCCACAUAGAUCAGUCAGGCGCAACGAAUGGGGUGGGGGUGAACCCCUUCACGAAGCAGUGCACAGAUUUUACUCUGAACGACCAGUCCAGUCUUGGUUUGCGCCUCGAAGGAUGCUCCCUUGAUUUCAUUUCACCUGAGACGGGGCAAAUGCUUCUUGUUCUGUCUGAUGGCCGCCUGGCGACUCUGGACUUCCAGGUGGACGGACGUAGAGUGUCUGGCCUCCUGCUCAAGCUCGUCGCUCCUGAAUCAGGGGGCAACAUCAUUCCAUAUCGGGUAUCUUGCCUCAGUCGCCUGGGCAGAAACACAAUCUUUGCGGGCAGCGAAGAAGGAGACUCGGUUGUUUUUGGUUGGACCCGCAAACAGGGCCAGACUUCAAGGAGAAAACCACGACCUCAGGACGCGUCAGUGGACCUUGAAGACCUGGAAGAGGAAGAUUUCGAGGAUGAAGACGAUCUUUACGCGGACACUCCGGCAGUUACCCAGGCCGCAAACGGCAUUGCUGCAGCGAAAGGCGGCGAGGUGGUUUUCAGGAUUCAUGACAAGUUCACGAGUAUUGCACCAAUCCGAGACAUCACAUACGGAAAAGCAUCAUUCCCGAGCGACGAUGAAGAGGAGCAGAACAUGUCCGGGGUGCGGAGCGACCUGCAACUCGUUGCAGCUGUGGGCACUGGCCGCGCUGGGUCAUUGGCAAUAAUGAACCGCGAAAUACAGCCUAAGGUCGUCGGUCGAUUUGAGUUCCCUGAAGCUCGGGGAGUAUGGACUAUGAAUGCACAAAAGCCUGUGCCAAAGUCCUUACAAGCAGAGAAGGGCGGCGCAGCCGUAGGAAACGACUACGAUCCCUCUGCACAGUACGACAGAUUCAUGAUUGUGGCAAAAGUCGAUCUAGACAACUACGAGACAUCAGAUGUCUACGCUCUGACUGCCGCUGGUUUUGAGUCGUUAACUGGUACCGAAUUCGAGCCGGCUGCAGGUUUUACUGUCGAAGCUGGGAUGAUGGCAAAUCAUAGACGGAUCAUACAGGUCUUGAAAUCAGAAGUCCGCAUUUAUGAUGGAGAUCUUGGGUUGGCUAUGAUUCUCCCCAUGGAGGACGAAGAAACUGGAGCCGAACCUAGAGUCCUGAGUGCGAGCAUCUGUGACCCAUAUCUUCUUCUCAUCAGGGACGACUCGAGCGCACUCGUUGCAGAAAUGAGUUCUGACGAUGAGCUGGAGGAGCUGGAGAAGCCAGAGGGAAAGCUUCGAUCGACGAAAUGGGUUUCUGGAGACACGACUUCCAAGACACCCCACCUCAUACUCCGCCAUGCCAAUGACGACCUCACGAUCUACGAGCCACACCGAAAUUCCAAAUCCAAUGCCAACGACCUCACGAGUUCACUGUUCAUCCGAAAAGUUACCAAUCAGUCCUUUGCGAAGAGCAUUGAAGAGCCGACAGAUGAUGAUGAUACCACCGACGAGCCUCGGAAGAUGCCGCUGCGGGCGAUAGAUAACGUUGGUGGCUAUAGCACUGUCUUUCUUCCCGGCUCCUCACCGAGCUUCAUCAUUAAGUCUUCGAAAUCGACGCCGAAAGUGAUCGGCAUUCAGGGCACAGGCGUCAGGACUCUGAGCUCCUUUCACACCGAAGGUUGCGAAAGGGGGUUCAUAUACGCGGACUCCGAGGGCAUGUCCCGUGUCACACAGCUCCCUACCGACUGCACAUUCUCAGAGGUAGGUAUGUCACUUCAGAAGGUUCCUCUGGGGGCCGAUACAGACUCAGUAGCAUUCAACUCCCGCGCUGAGGUGUACGCCAUCGGAUGCAAUACUGAAGAGGAAUUCGAGCUCCCGAAAGACGAGGACAGCAAUCCGCAACAAGCCCCGACUUGGAUGAAGGAGAAGAUCACGUUCAAGCCAGUAGCUGAGCGUGGCACUUUGAAGCUCAUCACACCGCAUACUUGGACUGUCAUUGACGAGGUCGAGAUGGAGCCGUGCGAGAUAGUCACCUGCGUCAAAGCUCUGAACUUGGAGAUCUCCGAAACAACACACGAACGGAGUGAGCUAAUCGUCGUCGGCACCGCCAUCUCUCGGGGUGAGGACCUCCCCAUUCGCGGCCGAAUCUAUGUCUACGAUGUUGCCACCGUUAUCCCUGAGCCCGGCCGUCCAGAGACAGACAAGAAAUUCAAGCUGGUUGCCAAAGAAGACAUACCUAGGGGCGGUGUCACGGCUAUCUCUGGCGUGGGAACUCAGGGGUUUGUCCUAGUCGUGCAUGGCCAGAAGUGUACAGUGCGCGGCCUUAAGGAAGACGGAUCACUACUUCCAGUUGCCUUCAUGGACAUGAGCAACUACGUCACGAGCGUCAAGGAGAUACCGAGCACAGGCCUCCUGGCUAUGUCAGAUGCCUUCAAGGGAGUGUGGUUCACAGGCUACACCGAAGAGCCAUACAAGAUGAUGCUCUUUGGCAAGAGCAAUACGAAGUUGGAGGUCUUGAACUGUGAAUUUGUGCCAGACGGCAAGGAUCUUUUCAUCCUGGCUGUCGACGUGGAUGCGAAUAUCCACAUCUUCCAGUUCGAUCCUGAACACCCAAAAUCCCUUCAAGGCCAUCUUCUUUUGCACCGAACAUCAUUCAACGUGGGAGCGCACCUGCCUGUCAAGUCAUUGCUGCUACCACGGGUGCCUCUUGCCAACUCGCAGCCGCAAGAGAAUGGACAUCUCACCAACGGCAACACAGCGAACACCGUCCCUCCUCACACUAUCCUCUUCGCGUCGCCCACCGGUUCCCUGGCCACACUUACAUCUGUAUCCGAAACAUCAUAUCGGCGCCUUUCAUCACUUAUGUCACAGCUCAUCAACACCCUGCCCCACCCGGCGGGCCUCAACCCCAAGGCUUACCGCAUGCCGCCGUCGGCGACGCAGACGAAGGCCAGCAUGGGGCCAGGUGUUGACGCAGGAGGCGGCCGCAACAUUGUCGACGGCGCGGUGCUGGCGAGGUGGAUGGAGCUUGCGAGCGGCAGGAGGGCGGAGAUUGCGGGACGUGUUGGAUACUCGGGAUCCGAGGAGGUGAGGGCCGACCUGGAAGGUGUGUUGGGUUGGAGCGGGCUGGGCUACUUCUAG
Molecule: messenger RNA, 4113 nt
Organism: Diaporthe citri
Lineage: Eukaryota; Fungi; Ascomycota; Sordariomycetes; Diaporthales; Diaporthaceae
Exons: 5
Coding region: 1-4113 (1370 amino acids)
Cellular component (GO): nucleus; mRNA cleavage and polyadenylation specificity factor complex
Molecular function (GO): nucleic acid binding; protein binding
Source: RefSeq, a predicted model, not a curated record